AUGGGGGCGGGAGCGGGGGCUGGGGGCGGGGAAGCGGCGGAGGCCCGAGUGCGCUCCGCUCGGCUGCGCCGCUGCGGGGGCGGAGGGACGCGCCGGCUCGGCUGGCUGGCUAUGAUGGGGGAGGGGCCGGGCAGGGAACGGGGUAGGGGGCUCUCUCUACUGUGCGGCGCGGCGCGGGGGAACGAGAGAGACAGAGCGGGCGGCGGCGGCGGCACACAGAGUGAUACAUCGAGCUGCGGUGUCGGCCCGGCCCGGCCCGGGAGGGGCGGCGUGGGGUGGGGCGGGGGCGGGAGGGGUGUGGGCGGCGGCGUCUGUGUGAGUGCGCGUGGGAUGGGCGGCGCGCCCGGCCCCCGACGGCCGCUCCGAAUUUCAGCGCCCGCUCGCUACGAGCCGGGCCACCGCACCGCAACGCCGGCAGCGAGGGGGGGCCUGGGAGAGAAGGGAAGAAAACCUUGGCUGCGAGCGCGCCGGAGGGGUGAGCGCGCGCGCGGGCGGCGGCGGGGGCGCGGCGGGGGCGGGUAG
Schistocerca nitens (vagrant locust) is the source of this 522-nucleotide messenger RNA. RefSeq lists its product as uncharacterized. Bases 1 to 522 code for a protein of 173 amino acids. The transcript is spliced from 2 exons. The record is from RefSeq and is a predicted model, not a curated record. NCBI's taxonomy places the organism in Eukaryota, Metazoa, Arthropoda, Insecta, Orthoptera, Acrididae.